AUGAAUGGGACGAUCGCCCUUCGCGGCCGACAUUAUAAAACUGUCAGGAGUAUAUUCCAAGCGCAAGGAUCCGUCGGAUGGCGUGAACUGGUGGAAGCCUUUCAGAGUAUGAGCUUUAAGGUAAAAGCCACAAAGGGCUCCGUUCAUAAAUUCAGUCCGCCUAGCACGAUUCCCGGGCGCGCUUUUACCUGGCACAAGCCGCACUCUUCGCAACUACGCCCGGAUCAUCUGCGAAUAUUGAGGGGAGACCUGUCCCAGCUUUACCAUUGGAGGGUCGAAACGUUCGUAAGAAAGAAGUGA
Molecule: messenger RNA, 300 nt
Organism: Sparassis crispa
Lineage: Eukaryota; Fungi; Basidiomycota; Agaricomycetes; Polyporales; Sparassidaceae
Exons: 5
Coding region: 1-300 (99 amino acids)
Source: RefSeq, a predicted model, not a curated record